UGCUAUGCAACACUCAAGGUUGAAGAAGAUGAAGAGACUCGUGCUUAUCGUAUUGAGAUUGAAAAGCAAAAAGCUCUUAGGGAAAAAAUGUUGAGAGAUAAAGAAUUGAAACGAAGAAAAAAUCUAGAAGAUAAACUUCAUGAGGACAAGCGUACAAUUCAAACCCGUAGUAGCAACUGUAGUUAUAUUAAAACGAAUGUGGAGAAUCAGCAAUUGCAAGAGUUACAAAAAUUAAAGCCUUUAAUUGUCACUGAGCGUAAAAUAAUUUCACUAAAGAAACGACAACAGCACGGCGAUAAUGAAGAUGAUAAUAUUUGUAACAGUCAAACAACUAGAAAACCGGAGUCACACCACAUUCCAAAACAGGCACACCCUUACUCGCACUCUCAGUCAUGCAGGAAAAAGUUGACCGCUGAAAAAGUGUUACCAGAAUCAAAACGAACAUUAACUGACCAUUUAACAAAUGCCAGAAAUUCUGGAUCUGUUGGUGGAGACGAAACUAGUCAAAAUAAUAACAUACCUCACAUGAAAUUUAUUCAUAAAAUAGAAAUUAAUGCAAUGAAUAAAUUUGAUGCCCAAAGACUUUCUUCUUCGAAUGAAGAUGAAGUUGAAUUGGAUUUUGAUGAAGAUGAAUUAAUGCUAGAGGAAGAAGAUCGUCUGCUAGCUACUCCUACUCCUUCACCACCCCCAACAAAGCAAGUUUCACAUUCACCUACACAGGAUUUAUCAAAUAACGAAUAAUUUUAAAAUCUUCAUCGCCUAAGACCGUGUUUAAAAAUCGACAAGGAAAUAACAAUCAUCGUGGGAGCCACAGCAGCGGAACUUCA
Messenger RNA from Teleopsis dalmanni, 827 nucleotides. RefSeq lists its product as uncharacterized. NCBI's taxonomy places the organism in Eukaryota, Metazoa, Arthropoda, Insecta, Diptera, Diopsidae. The record is from RefSeq and is a predicted model, not a curated record. The coding region runs from base 88 to 741 and encodes 217 amino acids. The transcript has 4 exons.